Molecule: messenger RNA, 1098 nt
Organism: Gambusia affinis (western mosquitofish)
Lineage: Eukaryota; Metazoa; Chordata; Actinopteri; Cyprinodontiformes; Poeciliidae
Product: rhodopsin
Exons: 1
Coding region: 1-1098 (365 amino acids)
Biological process (GO): G protein-coupled receptor signaling pathway
Cellular component (GO): membrane
Molecular function (GO): G protein-coupled receptor activity
Source: RefSeq, a predicted model, not a curated record
AUGGAUGCAGAUAAGUUAAUUAAAUCCAUCUUCAGAAUGCACAUGUUCAUUGCAGGCAUCCUGGGAAACAACUGGCUGGUGAUAGCCUCUCUUCCCCGAAAGAAAUCUGAAAUCCGUACCAAUGAGAUCCUGUUAAUCAACCUGGCGGUCUCCAACCUCUUUACCAACUACCUAGUGGACAUCCCUGUCACCAUGGAAGACUUUGCUGGCCAAUGGUUCUUGGGACUGACCUUCUGCAGGAUUUUUCGCUUCAGUUCUGACCUCUCAGAAACCAGCAGCCUCUUCACCACCCUCGUCAUCUGCGUCUUUUGGCACCAGAAGCUGGUUGGUUCUCUCAAGCGUGGAAGUGCACCUGUGCAGCUGGACAACCUGCGUCUGCUGGGGUGCCUGCUGGCAGGAAGCUGGACACUGUCCGUCAUCUUCAGCAUGCCUCGCCUUUUCUUUGUUUCACUGGAGGUGACGAAUGAGAGCCAUGAAAACUGCAUAGAUGUCUUCCCCGAUGAGCUUUCCAGAGAAACAUUUGAGGUUGUUUUCUUAUCACUGGCUAAUGCUUUACCUGUUGCAGGGAUCUGGGUUGCGAGUGUCCAAAUUGUUUUAACUUUGCUCCAACAUCGUAAGCGCAUACAGAGCGUUUCCUCUCACUGGGUCAAGGUUAAACAAGACAAGUCAGAGAGGUCAGUCAGCAGUGUUUCUGUUCAAGACUCCCAUAAAGACCUCAAAGAGUCUUCUUCACCAACUGAGCAUGUUUCUUCUGGUCCAAAUGGAAAAUGUCUGGGUAAAAGUCCACAGAGUUCUCCCUUAGCCAACAAAACAGAUUCCAGAGCAGAAGCUCAACCAAACCACUCAAUGUCCAGCCAGAUACCCACUAAGCAGAGUAACAACGCGAGCUCUCAGGUGAGGGCAGCAAAGAGCGUGGUGGCUGUGGCCACUGUGGUGCUCCUCUGUUGGGUGACUCAUCUAAUUCUGCGCAUCAGCAACAGCAUCCAGGAUUCAUCACUGAUGAUGGAGCUGGCCAGUUACAUCGGAGCCGUCUACACCUGCAUCAUCCCUUAUAUUUUUCUGCAUGGAGUGAAAAAACUUUCUCGUUUGUGUAAAUGA